This is a messenger RNA of Aspergillus campestris IBT 28561, 1563 nucleotides long. RefSeq names its product tetrahydrofolate synthase. Gene Ontology annotation, biological process: tetrahydrofolylpolyglutamate biosynthetic process. Gene Ontology annotation, molecular function: tetrahydrofolylpolyglutamate synthase activity; ATP binding. The coding region runs from base 1 to 1563 and encodes 520 amino acids. Gene Ontology annotation, cellular component: cytosol; mitochondrion; cytoplasm. The transcript has 3 exons. Lineage: Eukaryota; Fungi; Ascomycota; Eurotiomycetes; Eurotiales; Aspergillaceae. The record is from RefSeq and is a predicted model, not a curated record.
AUGUCUCGCAACUAUGAAGCUGCCAUUACGGCGCUCAAUUCGCUGCAGACCAACUUUGCGAUUGUGCAGGAACUCCAGAAGACUGUGAGUCGAGAGGAUAAGAAUCUGCAGUCGAUUCCGGAGAUGGUGGAGUGGUUGAGGCGGAUUGGGUAUAAGCAAUCCGACCUGAACCAGAUCAACCCCGUGCACGUCGCCGGCACAAAAGGCAAGGGAUCGACCUCGGCCUUCAUCGCUUCGAUCCUAUCCCAGUACACCGCAUCGCAGUCAGAUUCGCCCCGAACGCUCAACAAGAUCGGUCUGUACUCGUCCCCGCACCUGCGCUUCGCGCGCGAGCGCAUCCAGAUCGACGGCGCGCCGCUCUCCGAAGAAAAGUUCACCAAGUACUUCUUCGAGGUCUGGGACCGGCUGGAGGCGUCUGCGCAGGCGGCGGGUGAAACCCCGACCGCCCCGCAGACGAAACCGCAGUAUUUCCGGUACUUGACGCUGAUGGCGCUCCACACUUAUGUGAGCGAGGGGGUGGAUGCUGCUGUUAUUGAGUGUGGGAUUGGCGGCGAGUAUGACUGUACGAAUGUGAUUGGGAAGCCCGUUGUGGGUGCGAUUACUAGCUUGGGGAUUGACCAUACUGCUAUGUUGGGCAAUACUAUUGAGCAGAUUGCCUGGCAUAAGGGUGGUAUUAUCAAGCCGGGGGUGAAAUGCUUCAGUGCUCCUCAGCCUGCUAGUGCGGAGAAAGUCCUCCAUGAUCGUGCGGCGGAGAAGGGAGCGCAAUUGGAGAUUGUGAAAGAGGGACUGCCUGAGUCUGCUAGUGGGGGCAGUUUGAAGCUCGGCCUGGCGGGUGAUUUCCAGUACACCAACGCUGCUGUUGCGACGGCUGCCGCUGCGGAGUUUCUCAGGACGGUAGGCAUCGCGGAUAUCCCGGGCGACGUCCUAAGCAAGCCCCUUCCGGCGGAGUUCGUGAAAGGUCUGGAGUCCGCUCGACUGGGCGGUCGGUGCGAAACGAGACACGAGGAGAAUGUCUCCUGGUACAUCGACGGAGGGCAUACCUUGGAGAGCAUCAGACUGGCAGGCCAGUGGUUCGUGUCGCAGAUCCACGCCAACUCGUCCUCCACCACCGCCGCCAACAAGAAGCUGCGUCUCUUGAUCUUCAACCAGCAAACGCGCGACAGCAACGCCUUGGCCCGGGCCCUCCACGAGACCCUGUCCGCAGCCUUGGGCUCCGAGCAGCCAUUCACGCACGCCAUCUUCUGCACCAACGUUACGUACAAGGACUCGGGAUACCGCCCGGACCUGGUGAGCAUGAACACGAAUGCGUCAGACAUUGAGAAGCUACAGGUUCAAAACAGCCUCGCGGAGACGUGGCGAUCCAUCGACCCCCACGCCGAGGUCCACGUCUACGCCACCAUCGAAGAGGCCGUCGAUUUUGCCCGCGCUCUCGCCCUCAAGGAGAGGGGUCUCGUGGGCAAGGACGAAGCUCCUCUCACGACCUUUGUCACGGGCAGUUUGCACCUGGUCGGGGGGUUCCUCGAUGUCAUCGAGACGAAGCCCAGUGGGGCUGAAAAGUCGUGA